Plutella xylostella (diamondback moth) is the source of this 2026-nucleotide messenger RNA. RefSeq names its product ubiquitin carboxy-terminal hydrolase L5 (gene Uch-L5). NCBI's taxonomy places the organism in Eukaryota, Metazoa, Arthropoda, Insecta, Lepidoptera, Plutellidae. Gene Ontology annotation, molecular function: cysteine-type deubiquitinase activity. Gene Ontology annotation, biological process: ubiquitin-dependent protein catabolic process; protein deubiquitination. The record is from RefSeq and is a predicted model, not a curated record. Gene Ontology annotation, cellular component: cytoplasm.
CAGACAAAAAAAUAUAUAUCUUGACAUUUAGCAAUGGUGUGGUUUGGUUUUAUCAUUUAUGUCAAAAAAUAAAAAUCUGUAAAUCAAAAAUUUUGCUAGUCAGCGCAGCGUAAACAAUCACACAAUUUUCCAAAACUUCAGAAGUAUUCUGAAGUCAACAUGCCAGGAAAUUGGUGUCUCAUCGAGAGUGACCCGGGAGUCUUUACACAGCUCAUUAAGGCCUAUGGUUGUAAAGGAGUACAGGUGGAGGAGCUCUGGAGUAUUGAUGAUGGGAUUUUCGAAAAUUUAAGGCCAGUUCACGGGCUGAUCUUCCUCUUCAAAUGGGUUCAAGACGAGGAGCCGUCCGGUCCGGUGGUCACAGACAACAGACUCAAAAGCAUAUACUUUGCUAAACAGGUGAUAAACAACGCCUGUGCCAGCCAGGCGGUGAUCAGCAUCUUGAUGAACUGCCACCACCCGGACCUUCAGCUCGGUGAAGACCUGGAGACCCUCAAGGAGUUCAGCAUGCAACUGGACCCGUCCAUGCGAGGCCUAGCCCUCAGCAACUCGACCACGGUGCGCGCCGCACACAACUCCAUGGCUAGACAGGCCCUCUUCGAAUUUGACCCCAAAGUGAACGCUAAAGACGACGAAGUGUACCACUUUGUGAGCUACAUGCCGAUAGAGGGUCGUCUGUACGAGUUGGAUGGUUUGCGCGACGGGCCGAUCGACCUUGGCCCCGUGGCCGGCAGCCAGGACUGGCUGGAUGUGGUCCGCCCGAUCAUCAUGAGGAGAAUGAACAGGUUCACCGAGGGCGAGAUCCAUUUCAACCUGAUGGCGAUCGUGUCGAACCGCAAGAUGAUCUACGAGCGGCAACUGGACGAGUUGCUCAACGAAUCGCAGAUGUUGUCCAUGGAGUCGGACGAGUUGGAGAACGAGAUACCGAGGCUAAGGAUGCUGAUAGAAUUCGAAGACGUGAAACAGGCCCGCUACGAACAAGAGAUGGCUCGCAGGAAACACAACUAUAUACCAUUCAUAAUAGAACUUCUAAAAAUUCUGGCCGAGGAAAGAAAGCUGAUGCCACUGUACGAAAGGGCAAAGGAGCGGGCAAGCGAAAAAUCCGCCAAGAAAAUGAAGACCUAGACGACGUAGAUUAAAUUGUACGCCUAAGCAUGUAUAUGCCUGCGCAGAUGAGGGCCUUUUCUCACCAAAACUUUCGUCCAAUAUAUUUCAUAAAUUACGGGGAUUUUUUUGACCGUAUUCAAAAAAGAAAAGGUUCUCAAUUAAUCUACAUGUAUUAUUUUAAAUGAAGUUUUCUUGAAUGUGCUUUAUUCCAUACAAUUUACAAGGGAUAUUUUAAUGAGAAAAGUCUUGCGGACAAAAGGCAAUUCGUUUGGUGCCACGUUAACCUUCUGUAUUAUCGAUGUUUUAUGAAACCGUAAUGGUUUUAUAUUUAUUUGUGUCGCUUAUUCUCUGUAUUCACAUAAUUAAUGUUUUCGUGUCUCUUCAACAGGAUCCAUGUAUAAUAUUUUGUAUUAAAAUAUAUCAAUAGAAACAUAAUUAACUAAUGUCGUAAAAACAUCGUUCUACCUAGAAUGUUACUCAGUAAAGAAUUAGUUUUUACUUCGAAUAUGUGCAUUAAAUUCAGUAGGUAAGUAGUAACAAAAAUGUUGUCUUUCAUUUAUAGCUACAUAUGAUUUGAAUAGGUUAUAGGUACAUAAGUAACAUGUGCUAAGCAGCUGAGUUUUAUGUUUCUUGUCUCAGCCGACUGAAUUUAUGGUUGUAUACUUUCUAGUUUAUUUAAUUAUACUUAAUAUUUUUUGUGGAAAUCGAUUCAUACCCCUAGUAUACUUACUACUGACAAGUACUGAACUAUUUUAUGGACUAUAUGAAAAAAAAAAAACUAUUGUGAUGGAUGUAUUUAUAAAAUACUCAAUGAAUUGAACACAGUGUAGUACUUGUAAACUUAAUACAUUAACAUACAUUAGCAUAGUUUACUGUAAAAUCCGAUUAAUGAAAUAAAACGAUCGUUUAUAUAUAUUAAAAA